AUGGAAGUUCUCCGUUUUGUCCCUGCGCAAGUACCUCUCCUCCGCUCCAAAUUUACUAGCAAUGACACUGUCAAAACAUCCUCCGCCGCCGUUAGAGUAAAACCGAUAAUUAAUGGCGCAGUGGCGAAACAGGCGGCGGAAAUAUUACCGGCCGUCGAAAUGGAUACAUUAAGAGUUCCUUCAGCGGUGCCACUGUUGAGAAUGUCUCCGGGCUCUCUGCAGUGCGAGACCGGUUAUUUGAUACCGAAUAUUCCAGAUAAUGGUGGGGUUAGUAACGGUUCUUUGAAUGCCAUGGAGUACUUGACGAAUAUUUUGGCCUCGAAGGUGUAUGACGUGGCGUACGAGUCGCCAUUGCAGCUGGCAACCAAGCUAUCGGAAAGGCUGGGGGUUAACGUCUGGCUCAAAAGAGAGGAUCUUCAGCCUGUUUUCUCGUUCAAGCUUCGAGGGGCUUAUAAUAUGAUGGCAAAACUUUCAAAGGAACAGCUGGAAAGAGGAGUUAUAUGUUCAUCAGCCGGAAAUCAUGCACAAGGAGUUGCACUAUCUGCUCAGAGAUUGGGCUGCAAUGCUGUGAUUGCUAUGCCUGUCACCACACCUGAAAUCAAGUGGAGAUCUGUUGAGAGAUUGGGAGCAACAGUUGUUCUUGUGGGUGACUCAUACGAUGAAGCACAAGCAUAUGCCAAAAAGCGGGCCGAGGAGGAGAACCGUAUAUUCAUUCCUCCUUUUGAUCACCCAGAUGUUAUCAUAGGGCAGGGAACAGUUGGAAUGGAGAUUAUCCGACAAAUGAAAGGCCCAAUACAUGCGAUUUUUGUGCCUGUUGGGGGUGGUGGGCUUAUAGCUGGUAUUGCUGCGUAUGUAAAAAGGGUCUCCCCUGAAGUGAAGAUUAUUGGAGUGGAGCCAUUUGAUGCUAAUGCAAUGGCACUAUCCUUGCACCAUGGUAGGAGAGUUAUGUUGGACCUAGUGGGCGGUUUUGCCGAUGGUGUAGCAGUUAAAGAGGUUGGUGAAGAGACUUUCCACCUGUGCAGAGAACUGAUAGAUGGGGUGGUUCUUGUUAGCCGUGAUGCUAUUUGUGCAUCGAUUAAGGACAUGUUUGAGGAGAAAAGGAGCAUUUUGGAACCAGCAGGCGCUCUUGCCCUUGCUGGAGCUGAAGCAUAUUGCAAGUACUAUGGCCUCUACGAUGAAAAUGUCGUAGCAGUAACCAGUGGAGCUAAUAUGAACUUUGACAGAUUGAGAUUGGUAACUGAGCUUGCCGAUGUUGGGAGACAGCGGGAAGCUGUACUUGCAACUUACAUGCCGGAGGAACCUGGAAGCUUUAAGAGAUUUUGUGAGCUUGUGGGACCUAUGAAUAUUAUGGAAUUCAAAUACAGAUAUAAUUCUGACAAGGAAGAGGCUCUAGUCCUGUACAGUGUUGGCCUACACACAAAACUAGAACUUGAAACGAUGGUGGAAAGGAUGAAAUCAGCUCAGCUACAUACUGUUAAUCUGACAGAUAAUGACUUGGUGAAAGAUCACUUGCGACAUUUGAUGGGAGGCCGAUCAAAUGUUAAGAAUGAGCUUCUUUGUCGAUUUGUUUUCCCCGAGAGACAAGGAGCUUUGAUGAAAUUCUUGGAUGCUCUAAGUCCACGUUGGAAUAUAAGCUUAUUCCACUACAGGGGACAGGGAGAAACUGGUGCAAAUGUGUUGGUAGGUAUUCAAGUGGCUCACUCUGAGAGGGAUGAGUUCCGUUCUCGUGCAAACAGUCUUGGAUACGAGUAUGAAAUAGAAAGCACCAAUGAAGCAUUCCAGCUUUUAAUGCGAUGA
Fraxinus pennsylvanica is the source of this 1797-nucleotide messenger RNA. Lineage: Eukaryota; Viridiplantae; Streptophyta; Magnoliopsida; Lamiales; Oleaceae. The record is from the annotation of a GenBank genome assembly.